Penicillium nucicola is the source of this 801-nucleotide messenger RNA. RefSeq names its product CTD kinase subunit gamma. Gene Ontology annotation, cellular component: CTDK-1 complex. The transcript has 2 exons. NCBI's taxonomy places the organism in Eukaryota, Fungi, Ascomycota, Eurotiomycetes, Eurotiales, Aspergillaceae. The coding region runs from base 1 to 801 and encodes 266 amino acids. Gene Ontology annotation, biological process: positive regulation of DNA-templated transcription, elongation; positive regulation of transcription by RNA polymerase I. The record is from RefSeq and is a predicted model, not a curated record.
AUGGCUACUCCUACUCAUGAUGAGUUCCUCGACCCUUCGACUGCUAAAAAAGACAACAAAAAGGGCGGCAAGAUGAUGGUCGAUCCGUUUGAGGUGCGCAUGCGCUUCACGACUCAGCUUCAGCACCUCAGUGCAUCAGUCACGUCCGCGCAGAAAGCUGCCCUCUAUGCGCUCAAAUAUCGGGACCUAGACGAGGAUCUCCAUUCCUGCAUCCUUGAACAGCUUGAGCGGAAUAACAUGAACAACCGCGCGAACAUCAUGUACUUUAUCGAGCAUCUCUGCGACAUGGCCCUGAAGGAAAAUCACCCCGCCUACGUCCGAAUGAUGCAGCGCGAUAUUCUCCGUGUUGUCGACUCUGUCGUGCCUCCCGAUGGCACUGGCGCAGCCAACGUCAAGCACGUCCGCCACGUGCUCAGCGGACUGCAGGGCAAGAAAGUCCUCACAUUGGAGAGCGUGGCGGAAAUUGAUGCAGCUCUGAAGGAUCGCGAUACCCACCCCGAUAUGGAACAAGACGAAGGGACCGAGGAGGGAAGCAAGUCAAAAGCUGGAACCCCUCAGAUCCGCCUUGACAAAAAACAAAUUGAGCAGCGCAUUGAGGAGGACCGCGAGCGCAACAAACGUCUUCGUGAAAAUAUGUGGGCAGUUACUGGCGAUGACCAGGACGAAUACAACCAGAUGUGGGAGGAGCUAAGUGAUCUCGGAGACGAUGAUUACACUCAAUUCCGUGAGGAAGCUGAGGAGCGCCAGGAAUGUGUCCGAAAGCAUAUGGAAUUCUGGACCUCGAACGCUGCUGAAAAGUGA